Trichobilharzia szidati is the source of this 1606-nucleotide messenger RNA. NCBI's taxonomy places the organism in Eukaryota, Metazoa, Platyhelminthes, Trematoda, Strigeidida, Schistosomatidae. The record is from the annotation of a GenBank genome assembly.
UCUUUAGUUGGUUUUAUUUUUAAAACUGAAAUUCACAACAUAUUUCCAAUCACGACAUUGAAUAAACCCACCAACACAAUUGUCUGGAUUUCAACCAAUAGAAAAUUCCACAACAAUGCGUCAUAUACAUUAAUUAUUUUUUCAUUUGGGGGGUUUAAGAGAAAUCUAUUAUUCCUAUUAACCUGCAUUGACGGUAAUUCUGGAAGAAGAAUAUUUUAUCUACCAUACCAGUUGUUGGGUUAAACCGUCAGUUUAUGAAAUUCAUUAAUAAUUUUUACAGUAUCUGUUUACUGUGUGUAGCAAUCUGUAUUUUGGAGUAUGGUAGAAAUGUUAAAUCAGCUUCGUACUUUUAUGGUGAGACAGACCCUGAAGGAGCAACUACUCGGACUCCCAAAGAGGAUACUGACACUGGACCAGGGAAAACAUUUGCUGCUAAGGAAGGUAGUUUAAUCUGUCUUCUUAUGAAAGCAUCAAUGAAAAUUGUUGUUCCUUUACAGGGGUCUAGACAAAAUAUUACAAUUAACAUAAACGCAACGAGUACAAAUGCUUCUGUGGUAUCAUCUUUUUGUCAUACAACGACAUCAGAGGUGAGAGUGGGAUGGAGGCAACCAGAACAAGAGGAAGACUGGGGUUUGACGUUUAAAUUCAAGUUGUAUGGCACUGAUCUAUAUUCUUUUGAUUCAAUUGUUUUUUUCUAUAAUCUGGAUGAUGCUUUUAUUGAAGCCAAGUCAACAGAUGAAGUAUUUUCCAUUCCGAAAGGUACAUACUUCAAUUGUUCGAAUAUGGAUAAAAUUGAUCUUCAUCCAAAUAGUCGAAAUUACAGUACUGUACGUUUAACAUUUACUUUACUUCAGGCUGAAGCUUUCCGCAGUAGUGCUAAUCCUUCUUUUGUUGGUACAGAAUCACGCUGCAGAGAUGAUGAUGAUUCAAGUCUGACCUAUCUUAUCGUUGGUGUCUCCAUUUUCACUAUGGCUGUGAUUAUGAUAUUUGCAUUGUGCCUAAGCAAUGAUGAAAGCCGUGAAGUUUCAGUUGAUCCGUAUGUGGCGCGAUUUUGAAGUUUUAAAAAUGAAAUUACACGUAAUGAAAUAGAAACCUUUUAUCUAUGUGAAUUUAUUACACUUCUUUUAUUCUUGUUAUUAUUACAGCCAUAAUUUUCUAUUAAAUGUCUUCCUUAAUUAAUAAACCUGUGCAUGCAUCAAAUCACCUUUAGCUUACUUUUUAAAUUUAAUUUUUGUGAAUUCUUGGUUGUUCAGUUCAAACCCUUUGAUUAGUUAAUAAGUGGUUGGAUUUCUAUACGAAUGCGUUCUCCAGUUCGAUCAUAUUCUUCGGCAAACUAGAAUUCAUUACUCUUUCGAGUGGACCAAUUUCAAUUAGCAUUUUGAGUGACUUAACAUUUGCUAAAUAAACUUUUUCUACUACAAGUCGACUACUUUUAUUUAAUAAAGUACUAAGUUAACAUAAUUGCAAUUCAUAAGUAUUUUAUAUUCAGCUGCAUAUUUUGUGGAGGUAAUUAUUACAAAACUACCUGACAAGUCAGAGGGAUUAGAAAUCUUGUACUGCUGGAUUUCCAACUCAGUGGUAGAAAAGUACAGUAUUUGACUCCUAG